AUGUCCAAGCUCGACAUCACCCGCAAGAGCAUGAACGUGUCCAUCAGUGGACAGAGCGACAUGAGGAAGAUGGCGGCUAUAAUCGCGACCCUGGCUUCGUACGGCCACGAACAGGCUCAAAUGACGCUCGCGGCCGUUCUGGGCUCGUUAACACCACCAAGGGCGUUGCUGGAGGGCCGAAUGUGGUCGACCUGGGCUUGUGACGACGAUGAGGCUGCUCGAGACGCGGAAAGUCAAGGUGUCCAGGUCAAUUUCCGAGAACGCGGACCUGAAGUUGAGGAUGAAAAGGCUUGA
This is a messenger RNA of Fusarium musae, 294 nucleotides long. RefSeq lists its product as uncharacterized. Bases 1 to 294 code for a protein of 97 amino acids. The transcript is spliced from 2 exons. The record is from RefSeq and is a predicted model, not a curated record. NCBI's taxonomy places the organism in Eukaryota, Fungi, Ascomycota, Sordariomycetes, Hypocreales, Nectriaceae.